AUGCCUUCCUCCCAGCAAGCAGACACUGAGAGGCCACGGAAAGUAGCCAUGCUUGCAGAACUAAUCCAAGAACCAAGGAACGAAAAAAGAAUCGGCCCACUGGUGACUAUGCUUCUAGCCAGGAACGUUGAUACUCACUCUAAGGAACUCAUUGGAUUGGGAGAUGAGUUGAAGAAGACGAGGGAUAAUGAGCUUCAGCAUCAUGAGCGUAUUGCAGAACGAAUACUUGGUAUUGAACACGAUGCAGCGAGCCUACGACAGCUUGUCGAAGCCAAAAACCUUGAGCCAUCAGAUACUAAAGCUAUUCUCCAACAAUUGAGCAGCUUGUUGACAGAGACCAUCAAGGAGAACAGGCAGAACGAUGAGAUUUAUCAAAUCGUCAGAGAGCUGGUAACAGGGCAGCAACAAACUACCAGCGAGAUAAGAGAGGCUCUGAAAAAGCAAGAACAGCUUUUGGGCAAUCUGAGUUAUAAUAUCGCUGAACUCAAAGGCGGGCUCGAAGGUGUAUCGUUCGACACGGAACGCAUUCGAGGGUCUAUUGUGAAACUAGAAGAGACCAUCCAAAAACGUUCUAAGAUCGUCAAUCUGUCUUUAGCAGCCACGGCAAACCAGCUAGAUACUACGGAGCAACUAGAUAUCCUCGAGGAAAUUGUAGGGGAAAGCCUUACUGGGAGAAACAUGAAGCAAUCUGCUAUCAGUAAGGAUUGCGCCCCAGGCCCUUUUCUCAUUGGUACAAGUGACAGCUCAGACCAACUAGAACGCCAGCCUAUUAGCCUCAAGGAUUGGCCUGCAACUACAGAGUUCCUCGCGAUCUAUGAAGAGAAGAUAGCAAGUUACAAGUCUAAACAGCCUGAUAACGAGACGGAGUUCAUUAAAGAUUUCUUGAGCGCGAUAAAUGUUCAUGCUAGCUGCCUUUUGCAACGUCAUUUCCUAAAGAAACGCCCGGAGCAAGUGAAGUUGAGUGCCUUGGGCGCCGCCGACCAACGUUCCCCGGCCAUUUUCAUUGAAUUGAGUGGGGUUGCAUGGAAGGACAUCAGGCGAAUGAUAGGAAGUUUGAAUCUGAAACUGGUACAGACGGCCGUAGAUAAGAAGAUCUCCGGAUCGCAAUCUCGACACCGAGGGUCGCUUGUGCCUCCACGGUAG
Xylaria bambusicola is the source of this 1143-nucleotide messenger RNA. RefSeq lists its product as uncharacterized. Bases 1 to 1143 code for a protein of 380 amino acids. The record is from RefSeq and is a predicted model, not a curated record. The transcript is spliced from 2 exons. Lineage: Eukaryota; Fungi; Ascomycota; Sordariomycetes; Xylariales; Xylariaceae.